Messenger RNA from Trifolium pratense (red clover), 1805 nucleotides. RefSeq names its product calmodulin-binding receptor-like cytoplasmic kinase 1. The transcript is spliced from 7 exons. NCBI's taxonomy places the organism in Eukaryota, Viridiplantae, Streptophyta, Magnoliopsida, Fabales, Fabaceae. Gene Ontology annotation, molecular function: ATP binding; protein kinase activity. The record is from RefSeq and is a predicted model, not a curated record. The coding region runs from base 137 to 1516 and encodes 459 amino acids. Gene Ontology annotation, biological process: protein phosphorylation.
UUGGCUUUUAAAAUGCUACCUAAGAAAUAAAAUUAAAAACUAGUUUAGCAAGCAACUCAUUUUGGUUGGACUGGAACAAAAUCUCUUUGGAAGAAAUGGUCCUAGAGAAAUAAACUAUAGGCUUUGGCAUCUGCAAAUGAAGAAAUCAGCAAGCAACAAAUUGCAAUAUCAAUCUAGUCAAGGAAAAAAAAUUUCUAAUUUUCAAGAUAGUAAAGAAAUUGAUUCCACAAAGAAGCACAAUCCUAAGACUAAUUCAGCACUGAAAAGUUUCAAAUCUGCUGUCAGAAAAUUUGCUUUGAUUUUCAUUGGUAAAAGAAAAACAGCUUCAGAACUUAUUGGAAGUGGUGACAGAAAAAAUACAUCAAAACCAAGAUUGGUGGUAUCAUCUUCAACUGAUUUAUCAUCUGGAAGUACCAACAAGAACUCAUCAAACUGGAAAUUUUCUUAUUCCUAUGCAUCAUCUAGUACUACAAGUGAGCAGCUUGGAGUUGGGAAUUUCACUUUUGAUGAAAUUUACAAGUCAACUGCAAAGUUCUCUCCAGAUAAUCAGAUUGGAGAAGGUGGUUUUGGAACUGUCUAUAGAGGAAAGCUUAAUGAUGGAACUAUUGUCGCUGUGAAGCGUGCAAAGAAGGAAGCAUUGCAAAGUCACCUAUACGAGUUCAAGAACGAAAUAUACACUUUAUCGAAAAUUGAGCACCUGAAUCUUGUGAGGUUAUACGGAUAUUUGGAGCAUGGAGACGAGAAGCUUAUUGUUGUUGAGUAUGUUGCUAAUGGAAAUCUUAGAGAACAUUUAGAUGGCAUACGAGGCAAUGGACUAGAAAUCGGUGAGCGUCUAGACAUAGCAAUCGAUGUAGCUCACGCAAUAACUUACCUUCAUAUGUACACAGAUAAUCCAAUUAUACAUAGAGACAUCAAAGCAUCAAACAUCUUAAUUAGCGAGAAUCUAAGGGCUAAAGUGGCAGACUUUGGUUUUGCAAGGUUGUCCGAAGACCCUGGUGCAACUCAUAUUUCAACGCAAGUUAAAGGAACAGCCGGAUAUAUGGAUCCUGAGUAUUUGAGAACUUAUCAGCUUACAGAAAAAAGUGAUGUUUAUUCCUUUGGUGUAUUGCUUGUUGAAAUGAUGACAGGAAGACAUCCGAUUGAACCUAAGAAAAAAAUUGAUGAGAGAGUUACAAUCAGAUGGGCAAUGAAGACACUAAAGAAAGGAGAAGCUGUGUUUGCCAUGGAUCCAAGACUUAGAAGAAGUCCUGCCUCCAUCAAGGCAAUGAAGAAGGUUUUCAAGCUAGCUUUUCAAUGCCUUGCGCCUUCCAUACAUUCGAGGCCACCUAUGAAGAAUUGCGCAGAGGUUCUGUGGGCCAUUCGUAAAGAUUUUAAAGACGAAAGUACUCCUCUUCCUACCUUACCUUCUCAUCAAUCUGAAAAUUUUCCUCAAAGAGAAAGGAAUAAGCAUAUGUUAGGUAUUGAAGAUGAAGAUAGCUACAAAUUUACCUCUGCACCGAAUCAUAUUCGUUCGUGAAAUUUAUUUAUUGUUUGAAUAGAUAGUUAAGAAAAUUAAACAUAUUCAAUUCUUUUAAAGAAUAAUUUUGUGGAGGAAAUUGCCAUUAUUCUUGUAUAAGUUGAUCCGCCACUGCCGAUAUUAUUAAGUAUUUUGAAAAAUGUGUGUUAAAGAAAUGUUGUUAUGAUUUACAUUCGAUUGAGAGUGAUCCACCUCUCGAUAACGUGUACACAAGAGAAGAUCACCAUGUAAAGAUACGGUUCAACAUUCUUGUCGUGAGCCAAACAUGCGUGCUGAUGCUCUAAGCCAA